Magallana angulata is the source of this 4406-nucleotide messenger RNA. Its product is annotated as probable phospholipid-transporting ATPase IIB. Gene Ontology annotation, biological process: phospholipid translocation; endocytosis; retrograde vesicle-mediated transport, Golgi to endoplasmic reticulum. The coding region runs from base 71 to 3412 and encodes 1113 amino acids. NCBI's taxonomy places the organism in Eukaryota, Metazoa, Mollusca, Bivalvia, Ostreida, Ostreidae. Gene Ontology annotation, cellular component: trans-Golgi network; plasma membrane; endosome. The record is from RefSeq and is a predicted model, not a curated record. Gene Ontology annotation, molecular function: ATP hydrolysis activity; magnesium ion binding; ATPase-coupled intramembrane lipid carrier activity. The transcript is spliced from 26 exons.
UUUAGUAAAUCGUCUACCUUAUUUUCAUUGAUAUUUGGGACUGCAAUGGCUACAAUAAUAUUGAACGCGAAUGAGGAGAAUCUACGGUACAGCGAAACGAUCUCUGCUCGCAACUAGGCGAAAAAGACAAUACUUAAGUGAUGAUGACUCCGAUGAAGAAGAUGAGACUUGCUUGGAUGAAAUGCCACUGAUGUAUAACAAUGAAGUAAGCUUUAAAAUGGAUGAGAGCGAUUCUCUUGUCAACAGAAGACGAUACCGAAACCAGUCCAGAUUAGGACAGAUCAUCAAUGAUGGAUGGGAGAGCACAUGUGGAAGAUGUUGGGAAAGAUUGUGCAAUAGAAGGAAAGAGUAUCAUCCUAGAAAUGUCCCAAUAGGACUUCAGAGAUCCUCAGAUGAGAAGUAUCCAAAAAAUGUCAUCCGCAAUCAGAAGUACAGCAUCUUCACAUUCAUACCAAAGGUAUUAUUUGAACAGUUUAAGUUUUUCUUAAACCUGUACUUUCUUGUGAUGGCACUGUCCCAGUUUAUACCAGAGAUCAGAAUUGGAUACCUGUACACCUAUUGGGGGCCUCUGGGAUUUGUCAUAUUUGUGACAAUGUGUCGAGAGGCCCUGGAUGAUUACAGAAGGUACAGACGUGACAAGGAAGCUAACUCCCAGAAAUUCCGCAAGCUGACCAGAGAUGGAAUGGUUCCAGUGCCCAGUAGUAACAUCAAAGUCGGGGAUCUCAUUGUGGUAGACAAGAACCAGCGGGUGCCAGCAGACAUGAUUUUCUUGAGAACGACUGAGAAAACAGGUGCUUGUUUCAUCAGAACAGAUCAGCUGGAUGGAGAGACGGACUGGAAACUGAAACUAGCAGUACAGAGUACUCAGAAACUCCAGACCAGUGUGGACAUCCUGGAUAUCCAUGCAGAGGUUUAUGCAGAGGCCCCACAGAAAGAUAUCCACAGUUUUGUUGGGGUCUUCAAAAGGUAUGAUGAACCUGUAGAAGACUCACUGAGUGUUGAGAACACGCUUUGGUCCAAUACAGUAGUGGCUUCAGGCUCAGCCCUCGGGGUAGUGAUAUAUACAGGGGCGGAGACACGCAGUGUGAUGAACACUUCUCAACCUCCAUCAAAGGUUGGCCUGCUGGACCUGGAGGUGAACACCCUGACCAAGCUGCUGUUUUCUGCUGUCCUCGUCCUGUCUGUGGUCAUGCUGGCUCUGAAGGGUUUUGAAGGGCCCUGGUACAGAUAUCUGUUUAGAUUUAUUCUUCUGUUUUCUUACAUCAUACCCAUAAGUUUGCGAAUCAAUCUAGAUAUGGGCAAGGCAGCAUAUUCAUUUAUGAUUCAAAAGGAUAAAGCAAUCCCAGAAACCAUCGCCCGUAGUACCACAAUUCCAGAGGAACUGGGUCGAGUUAGCUACCUCAUGUCUGAUAAGACGGGCACACUCACUCAAAAUGAAAUGGUUUUCAAAAAGUUACACUUAGGUACUGUGUCAUUCACGCCCGAGACAAUGGAUGAGGUGCAAUCCCAUUUGAGGACUACAUUUGCCCAACAACAGAAGGAGCCCCAGUCCUCACAACAGCCCUUCCUGGGCCCCUCAAUGACCCCUUCACGUAGCAGUGGGCCUGUACGUCGGACGGUCAUCACCCGAGUGUUUGAGGCAGUGAGGGCCCUGGCCCUGUGUCACAAUGUCACCCCUGUCUAUGAGGAGAGUGACAACAGUGAGGCUGGAUACGAAACUGAGGCUGACCAACAGAGUCAGCAGGAAGUGGUGUACCAGGCCUCCAGUCCCGACGAGGUAGCACUAGUGACGUGGACAGAGAGUGUGGGGCUGACGUUACUGAAGAGAGAUCUGAACUCCAUGCAGCUGCGAGCCCCCAACGGCUCGGUCAUCAACUAUCACAUCCUCCAUAUCUUCCCCUUCACCUCGGAGACCAAGAGAAUGGGGAUCAUUGUUAAGGAAGAGAAAACAGGAGAGAUUUCCUUUUACAUGAAAGGAGCUGAUGUUGUUAUGCAGACAAUUGUACAGUAUAAUGAUUGGCUGGAAGAAGAGUGUGGAAAUAUGGCAAGAGAAGGGCUUCGUACUUUGGUGGUUGCCAAGAAAAUACUGACUGAAGAACAGUACCAAGAAUUUGAUAAUCGGUAUCAUCAAGCUAAGAUGAGCAUCCAGGACAGAAAUACCAAAGUCCAAGGGGUGAUAGAGAGCUUGGAGAGGGACAUGGAGCUGUUGUGUCUGACCGGGGUUGAGGACAAGCUACAGGAUGGGGUCAGGCCGACCCUUGAAAUGCUGAAAAAUGCUGGCAUCAAGGUGUGGAUGCUGACAGGGGAUAAACUGGAGACGGCUAUAUGUAUCGCCAAGAGUUCCAAGCUGGUGUCCAGGACUCAGGACGUCCACAUCUUUGGUGUGGUCAACGGCAGAACGGAGGCUCACUUACAGCUGAACGCGCUCAGGAAGAAACAAGACAAUGCUCUGAUAAUCACUGGCAACUCUCUACAGGUGUGCCUUAAAUACUAUGAACACGAGUUUGUGGAGUUGGCCUGUCAAUGUCCGUCAGUCGUCGUCUGUCGAUGUUCUCCAACUCAGAAAGCUGACAUCGUAAAGCUCCUACAGAACCACACAGGCAAACGCACAUGCUCGAUAGGGGAUGGAGGAAAUGAUGUCAGCAUGAUUCAAGCAGCCAAUGUUGGAGUGGGAAUCGUGGGUAAAGAGGGUAAGCAGGCAUCCCUUGCCGCCGAUUUCUCCAUCACUCAGUUUAGUCACAUUGGUCGACUCCUGAUGGUGCAUGGCAGAAACAGUUACAAACGCUCAGCUGCCCUCAGUCAGUUCGUCAUGCAUCGUGGCCUGAUCAUCUCAACAAUGCAGGCCGUAUUCUGCUCCGUGUUUUAUUUUGCGUCUAUUGCUCUAUUCCCAGGCUUUCUCAUGAUUGGCUAUGCCACCGUUUAUACAAUGUACCCAGUGUUUUCCCUGGUGCUUGACAAGGAUGUUUCCGCGGAAACAGCAAUGACCUAUCCAGAACUGUAUAAGGAACUAGUCAAGGGGAGAUCACUUUCCUUUAAAACCUUUUUCCUGUGGGUUCUUAUCAGUAUAUAUCAAGGUGGUAUCAUUAUUUACGGUGCUCUGUGGCUUUUUGACGAGGACUUUGUUCACGUGGUGUCCAUAACCUUCACUGCCCUGAUUCUGACAGAACUGCUGAUGGUUGCCUUGACGAUAAGAACCUGGCAUUGGGCCAUGGCUGUAGCUGAAGUGUUCAGUUUGGCAAUCUAUAUCGCUUCUCUCAUCGUUUUGCGGAAUUACUUUGAUGGGACCUUUCUGAGGACCUUUGACUUUAUAUGGAAAGUGGUGGCCAUUACGUCAGUUAGCUGUAUACCCUUGUAUAUCCUAAAGUACCUGCGCAAGAAGUUCUCUCCCCCUGUAUAUGCCAAAUUAACAUGAUGAACUUCUCAAUUCAGUUUCUUUUUGACUGAUUCAUUAAGUUACCGGUAUGUGUACGGUACAUUAUAAGGAAAUCACCAAACAAAAGUUAAUACUUGCCUCCAUGUGAAAUACUUGUGUAUUGUAUGUGUAUUCUGAGCUUAUUGGAUUUCUCAUCUCUAAUGUUAGGAAGUGAUCCCAGGGUGUUUCAAAACAUGUCCCAACUUUACCAUGUAGACUUCUCAACAGUUCUAGUUUUUAGUCAUUCCAGUUUACAAUAUUUUCAUUGUAAAAAAUCGACAUUCUGUAAGUGCUUUGCUUGAUGAAUGAUAUGUAAAACCAUGCAUUUAGUGUGAUACUUUUAAUGAUGUCUUGUACAAUCAGUGCUCUGUCAAAUUUUUACUAAUGGAAACUAUCAGUCUUUCUGUGCAGUUCAAUUUUCUCUAUUGCUUAUAUUUCUUUUUGUUUUUUGUUUUCUUUCCUUUUUAAUAUGUUUUACCGAUAUAUAUUAUUGAUGAUUCAAGAACUUGAUGUUGGAUGGAUCCGAUGUUCUUAAAGAAGCAUGUCCAUAUCUUGGAUUACAGCAGUAUAAAUGAUUAAAAUAAUAACUCAGCUAUUACCUAUAGCACUUAUAUGGAUAUUAAAGUUUGUUUCAUAAUGAAAUGGUAAGAAAUCGAUAACUAAAAUAAAGUUAUAACUAAAAUAAAGUUGCUUUUGAAAUGGUAAUAAAUUUGUGACUACUUUUUCAAAAUUUUCUUUUAAAAUGAAGACCAACAUUCUGAUUUCUGUUUUAAGUAAAGCAAACUUUGGAUUCAAAACAAGUUGCAUACUAUCCACAGGGUCUAAAUGUUUACAGUUUCAUUGUCUAGAGCAGCCAGACAUACUUGCACCUAUGUAAUAAGCCGAUUCAUUGAGAUUAAUGUUAUUCUUGUACGUGUUUUAUAUUUAUUGCUACAACUUUUUUUCUGGGGCAUGGUAAACCUCUGAAAAUUAAAAAAAAUAUUCCAUCAAAUGU